AUGCUUCUCCCAUCGGCCUUCUCGUGCGACGGCGGAGCGCAAGCCACGCCUCUGCCCCGAUCCCAGCCCACCCGCUUCGCAUCGCCGCCCUCCAGCCCGUCGACGCUGUCCGCGCAGUACUCCAUCGACAGCAUCAUGAACACCUGCCGCUCGCUCCAGUCGCUCAUCUCCAUGACCGCCUCCGGCGCCGACCAAGGCGCGCUCGCGCCCGCGCCCACCCUGACGCAGCUCCCCACGCCGCCGCUCGCGCACGCCCCGACGCCCAUGAAGCUGCGGUUGCGAGCGCGCCCCGUCAGCAAGACGGCGGACGGCAAGGGCGGCGACGAGACGACGCCCGUCGCGAGGAAGAGGAUCGCCAGGCGCGCGCCCCCGCGAGGCGCCAACAAGCGCCGGCGCGCAGACAGCGACGACAUGGGGCGCGACGACGACUACUGCUCCUCCUCCUCCUCCUCCUCCUCCGACAUGGACACCGAGGCCGAGCUGGACGCGGCCGAGGCGCUGCGCAACAACAUGCUGCCGCCCUUUACGUCGUCAUCGCCGCAAGCGCCGUCGACGCCCAAGCGCGCGCGCAUCUCGCCCGAACAGCUGCCCCUGGGCCUGGAGCGCGCCGACUUCCACAACGUGCACCUCCUCGAGGGCGGCGACCAGAGCGCGCGCAAGCCCGGGACGGACGUGCAGGUCGAGGCGGACGGCGCGGAGUGGAGCGUCGAGGACGACCGCGUGCUGGUCGAGCUGGUGCUGGAGAAGCUGAAGCUGUCCAAGAUGGAGUGGCAGGACUGCGCGCGCAGCCUGGGCAAGGACCGCCACAGCGUGAACCGGCGCUGGAAGAGCCUCGUCAUGAACGGCGACAUUGGCGUCAAGACGAGGAGUCGCCGGGCGCGGAUCCAUUCUACCUGGCGAUGUUGA
Trichoderma citrinoviride is the source of this 906-nucleotide messenger RNA. RefSeq lists its product as hypothetical. The transcript has a single exon. NCBI's taxonomy places the organism in Eukaryota, Fungi, Ascomycota, Sordariomycetes, Hypocreales, Hypocreaceae. The coding region runs from base 1 to 906 and encodes 301 amino acids. The record is from RefSeq and is a predicted model, not a curated record.